Ailuropoda melanoleuca (giant panda) is the source of this 935-nucleotide messenger RNA. RefSeq names its product myosin light chain 6B (gene MYL6B). The record is from RefSeq and is a predicted model, not a curated record. The transcript has 8 exons. The coding region runs from base 188 to 820 and encodes 210 amino acids. Gene Ontology annotation, cellular component: myosin II complex. NCBI's taxonomy places the organism in Eukaryota, Metazoa, Chordata, Mammalia, Carnivora, Ursidae. Gene Ontology annotation, molecular function: structural constituent of muscle; calcium ion binding.
CUUGAGAGCGGCGUUUCCCGUGAGCCCGCGGGCGCUCGAGGACUACGACUCCCGGCAUGCUCCGAGGCCGCUGGGUUAACCCUUCGGGGCCUGCAGCCUCCUCUCAGCGCCCCGCCUCCGUCCUUACCUGGACGCCGCAGGAGAUGGGUGCCCCCAUCGGCACACUGUCCUUUGGCCACCGGACAUCAUGCCUCCCAAGAAGGAUGUUCCUGUGAAGAAACCUGCAGGACCCUCUAUUGCCAAGCCUGCUGCCAAACCAGCAGCAGCGGCGGCCCCUCCAGCCAAGACCAAGGCUGAGCCAGCUCCAGCUGCCCCUCCAGCCCCUCAGAAAACCCAGGAGCCCCCCAUCGAUCUCUCCAAAGUGGUGAUCGAGUUUAACAAGGACCAGCUGGAGGAGUUCAAGGAGGCCUUUGAGCUGUUUGAUCGAGUAGGGGAUGGCAAGAUCCUGUACGGUCAGUGUGGGGACGUGAUGAGGGCCCUGGGCCAGAACCCCACCAACGCCGAGGUGCUCAAGGUCCUGGGGAACCCCAAGAGUGAUGAGCUGAAGUCCCGGCGUGUGGACUUUGAGACCUUCCUGCCCAUGCUCCAGGCCGUAGCCAAAAACCGGGACCAAGGCACAUAUGAGGACUACCUGGAGGGGCUUCGGGUGUUUGACAAAGAGGGGAACGGCAAAGUCAUGGGAGCAGAGCUCAGACAUGUCCUCACCACCCUGGGAGAAAGGAUGACUGAAGAGGAGGUGGAGACUGUUCUAGCAGGACACGAGGACAGCAAUGGCUGCAUCAACUAUGAAGCCUUCCUGAAGCACAUCCUAAGCGUCUGAGCUCUACAGAUGCGGUGGGGUCGGACACCACCCCCCCUUCCCCGGCUGGCGGAAGCACGUUCCUGCCACUAGGAGGCCACCUAUUGUUUCAAAAUAAAGAGACGUUUCCUCUCUA